AUGCAACUCAACUGGGCCUUUUGGCAGUUGGAGCCGCAAUCGUAUUACCGACGCACAGUGUUGCGGAUCUGUUGCAGCACUGGCAAUCUCUCUCAUAAUGCACAGGUGUAUUUAGGAGAUGAUGAUGUCCUCUCUCCCCCCACCUCCACCCCAAGCUCUUGGGGCCCUUAUUUCCUGCUUUGGAGGACUCAUCUGAACUAAGCGUAACAUUAGCCUUUUAAAAAAACGAAUGUCUUGGAGUAAAAGUAACAAACAAAACUAAACUAACUAAAAUGUUUGCUAAUUUUAACACUGCCUUUUUUUUUGUUGUUAAGGAAAUCUUGGUGGGUUUCCAAAUAUGCCAAACUAAGUGCUCUUGACCUUUCAAAAUUUUUGCACCCUUCUUCUUUCCAUCCUAAAUUGUUCCUCCCCCCUGCCUCACUUGAUGGGGGCUGGUGGGAAAUACGGUUUCUCUGCCAGAAGCAACUUUGUAAAUUUGCUGGAAGUGUUGAGAGGAUUGUACCCACAAAAAAUCCUCCCAGGUUUCAGAAAGAAAUAUGAGCUUGAAUCACAGCAGCAGCAAGCAACGGAAUUGUGCUAAUCUGACCCACUUCCAAACCCUGUAGAAUUUUGGUUAGGGUUGUCUCCAAAAUUGAAGACCUUAUUGGCCUCUGCAGGUUCCAUCCCUCCAGUUUUGGAUGGUGAUUCCUCUUCCUGCAGGUUCAGCACCCCGAACAGCUCUUUGAAAGUUCAGACUAAAACCCGGAGCGGAUUCUACUGCUCCACGGACAUGAAGCCAUCAGCCGCCACUGAUGCUAACUGCCCCUUAACAUAUUUUUUGGGUAAUAUAAAGGGGUUUCUCACCUGCAGUGGCCAGUGACUAGAUCAUAACAGAAGUCUCAGCGCUGGAUGCCCUCAGAGGGAACACCAACAAACUUGGAUGCUUCAACGCUUUAUAUUGUUUGGCUUCAACAUGGAGAGUGAUUGGAUCAAGUGUGGGAUGGUAUACCUUUUGUAUGUUGGUUGCAAACUGAAAAAACGGUAGCGUGUGGAAUGUUGCUGUUUUGACAGCCCCACCAAAAGACUGUCAAACGAAUGGGCGGAGAGUAACGUUGUUGAUUGGGUAAGUUAACUUCUUGGAUGAUAAAUAGCUAAUAAAGGAUUUUUUAAAAGAGAAAAACAUUUCAGCUUCGUGAUCUUUUUCAGAUUAGUAGUUUCUUAGGCUCGUGGUUUCUCAGCUUUUUUCCCCGCCACGGACCACUUGAAAAUUUGCAAAUGUCUUUGGGGACCAACUCUUGAUUUUCCUGCCUGUUACAGCAACUCUACUGCAACAUGCUAGAUGCUGCGCAACGUUUCAAUACAUUUUGUAUUGUGGCUUUAAUUUCUUAGAUGAUGUAUUUUUAUUGUAUCACAAUUUGAAUUCUCUGGAAUUCAGACUGUCACAUGAGAUGAGAAAGAAAAGAAGCAUAAAAAUACAAUGAAAAAUCAAUAUGGAGACUCAAUGCAAUGGGUGGCUGUGCUACCUCCCAUCUCUAGCCACAAAUCCAAGCCACACUCCAGGCCGCCUGAAUGAAACUUGUGGGCCACAGUCUUCGUACAUAGAAUAUGGACAUGUGCACAUGUUUGGACACAAAUGCUUACGGAUGGGAUGAAUUUCCUCACUGUGUCAAACUGCAUUGAGUUGUGGUGUUUCAGAGACUUUUUUUACCCUAUUUGAAUGCUCUUUAUAAAAAUCCCUGGAGGCGAUGGUGCAUUGGACUGAUCGCAGUCGAUUCUGGGAUUAUUCUUAUUUUUUCAGAACAGCAGCAAUGACAUCAUCUGCCGGAACCCUAAGGUACAAGCUGAAGAUUGUGAGUUAUACCUACCUCCAGGCCAUGCGCUUCGCGGUGGAGGAGAUCAACAAUUCCAGCGUCCUUUUACCUGGGAUUUUGUUAGGUUACGAGAUGGUCGACAUCUGCUACCUCACCAACACCAUCCACCCCGUCUUUUAUUUCCUCUCCAACAACCUCUCCCUGGUUGAGAUACAGAGGAACUACACUUCCUACCAGCCACGGGUGAUCGCUGUCGUCGGCCCGGAUGCGUCGCAAGCGGCAGUGACCGUCGCUUACCUCUUGAACCAGUUUCUCGUCCCACAGAUCACCUUCAGUGCCACCGCCAAGGCCCUGAGUGACGCCAAAAUCUUCCCUGCCACUUUCCGCACCAUCCCAAGCAGUGAGCAACAGAUCACCAUCAUACACAAGUUACUCAAGCAAUUCAAGUGGAACUGGGUCAUUGUCCUUGCCAGCGACGAUGACUACGGCCAUCAGAACAUGCAGCUCUUGCGUGCCCAGGUCACAUGGGUGUGCAUCGCCUUCCAGGAAACCAUCCCAGUCCAGCAGGAGCAGCAGGAAGAUCCAAACAACACUGCCCAGGAGCAGAUCAAAGAUGUUGUCGCCAAGAUCAGCAGAAGCUCAGCCAAAGUGGUGAUCAUCGUCAGCCGAGAGCUGCCUCUCAUCAGCUUCUUUGAAGAGGUCAUCCGGAAGAACAUGACAGGCUUGGUGUGGAUUGCAGCUGAAGCCUGGUCCAUUGAUCUGUCCAUCCACAGCAUCGCAAACCUCUCGAGAGUGGGCACCAUCUUCGGGGUGGCUGUACAGAAUGUCCCCAUCCCGGGGUUGGACGACUUCCAGGUCCGGUCGCCGUCUGGGCCAACAGACAGCGGCAAAGGCCAAGCAGUCGUCAAUGCGACAUGUAACCAAGAUUGCGACCAGUGCCUUGCGAUGGCUCAGCUCUAUGACAACAGCCUCCGGGGAAUGGGGCACCGCAUCGACUUCAAUGUAUAUUCAGCGGUCUAUGUGAUUGCUCAUGCCUUACACCGGCUCCUGGGUUGCAACGCCACCCAAUGCAACAAGCAGAGAGUUUACCCUUGGCAGCUGCUGAAGGAGAUGAGCCUGGUGAACUUCAGCCUGCUGAACACCGCAAUCAAUUUUGACUUCCAUGGUGACCCUCCAAACAGUUUCGAGGUCAUACAGUGGCAGUGGGACGUCCCUGGGAAGCCUUUUAAGAAAAUUGCAUCCUAUAAUGCAUGGCAGAAGAAGCUUUACGUCCAGGCCGACAGCAUCACGUGGAACACGGCAGACAAGCUGGCUCCUAAGUCAAUCUGUUCAGAACAAUGUGAGGCGGGUCAAAAGAAGAAACUGAUUGCCACGCUAUCCUGCUGUUUUAAGUGCGUGGAUUGUGAGGCUGGGACGUUUCUCAAUAAAAGUGUAGACGAUUUCACCUGCCAGAGUUGUCCGUUGGACAUGUGGUCAGAGCCCGGCCAAGAAGAGUGUUUCAUGAAGCUUGUGGUGUACCUCCAGUGGGGCGAUCCAAUCUCCAUCGUGCUGGUGUCUUUCUCUGUGCUCGGCCUCCUGGCCACGUUGGGGAUCUUGGCCCUCUUCGCCCGCCGCGCUGGCACCCCGGUGGUGAAGUCCGCAGGGGGCAGGCUCUGCUUCCUCAUGAUCGCCUCCCUUGCAGUUGGUUUCUGCAGCGUGGUCUUCUACAUCGGCAUGCCGACGGGGCCCAGAUGCUUCUUCCGCCAGACAGUCUUCAGCCUCUGCUUCACUGUCUGCAUCUCCUGCAUCACCGUCCGCUCCUUCCAGAUUAUCUGCAUCUUCAAGAUGGCUGCCUGGCUGCCACGAGCCUACGACCUCUGGAGGAAGUACCAUGGGCAGUGGGUGUUCGUCACGGCCGUCUUGGUAGUCAAGGUCGCCAUCAUAGCACUCAACAUCUACUUCCACCCGCCAGUGCCAGUCCGUGCCCGUCCGAGGAACAAUCCGGUGGUCCUUAUCCUGAUGUGCAAUAGGAACUACAGGUCCUCCAUGGUUUUGAACAAUGCCUUUGACAUGAUCUUGUCUUUCCUGUGCUUUUGCUUCGCCUACAUGGGGAAGGCGUUGCCCAAGAACUACAACGAAGCCAAAUACAUCACCUUAUGUAUGAUCGGCUAUUUCAGCUCCUGGCUGGCCCUUUUCCUCGUCAUGUCCGUCUUCGAAGGGAUCAUGGUGACCAUCUUUGACACGGCCACCAUGCUGAACAACUUGUUUGCUAUCUGCGUGGGCUACUUUGGUCCCAAGUGCUACGUCCUCAUCUUCCACCCAGAGCGCAACACACCUGCCUUUUUCCAGACUGCCAUCCAGAGCUAUACCAUGAGGCAGGAGUAAAACUAGCAGGAUUCUUUCACACACACACAAAAAGCGGAUUUCCCGAGUGCACAAACUCCCCAUCAGACGCCCCACAUUAAAAAAACCACAAAGCUGAACCCACACUGAGCAUUCUUUGCCGCUUGCUUACAUCCUGGAUCAGUGAUAGUUUCUCCAUAGUAGUCACAAGUUCUUAUCUACGGUACAGCAAUGAUUGAUUUAUGAUCUCUGCCUUGGUUCGGUAACUUUAAGGGUUGAACGGUCUCCUGCCCAAAGAUGAAGAUGAGGAGAUUUCAGCCCAAGUGAAAAAGGUGUUUUGAUAUGUUGUGGCCAGUUUGUUUGAAGCAUGGGAAAUGAGUGCAUUCUAGUCUUAUUUAAUUUGUGUACAUGCUGUCCCUAACAUUGCCUGUCAUUUAAGUGCUUAAAAACACAUACACCUAAUGUAUGUCACCCCCACCCCAUUUUUCAAACUGCAUGUUAUUGCCUUUCCAGCUACACAUUCCUCCCCCCAUGCCACAUUUCUGUCCAACUACAUGCUAAAAAAACCCCGUGAAAACUAGAGCUGUGUUGAAUAAGAUGGGCUGUCUGAGACAUCUCUUUGGGACGUGGUUCCUGUCCCUUUCUCAUAAUCAGGGCCAUCUGAUGAUGCUGAGCAAUGGGAGAUUCAGGACAGGCAAAACAGAAGGCCUUCUUCACACCGAAGACCUGUGGAACUCCCUGCCAUAAGAAGUGGCAGUUGGCCAUCAACUUGGAUGGCUUUAAAAGGUUGUUUUGUUUGUUUAUUUUACAAAUCUGUAGACCGCUUCACAGCCUGAGGUGCUCAAAGUGGUGAACAACAGGACAAAAGUUUUAAAGAUAAAAUGUUUUUUAAAAAUCUAAAAACAAUCAAGCCACUGUCUAAAAAAAAGUAAAAACUACAACCACUCAAUCUCUUUUAAAAAAAGGGUUGUCGCUAAUGAAGUCCUACUCAGAGUAGACUGAUUGAAAUGAAUGACCCCAGGCUAGCCAUGUUCAUUAACUUCAACUGGUCUACUCUUAGGAAUAAUAUUGAACACAAUCCAGUAAAGCAUUUCUAUAUACGUAUGAUGAUUAUUUCAUAACUGAUUGGGUCUCACACAUCAGGGCAAGCCUUCUUAAAGAAAAAUGUCAUCAGUAGUCACCUUAAUGUCCUGACAUGGGACGACUGUCUAAUUUCAACUGGUAAUUGAUUCCAGAGGCAAAUUCAUGGGAGGAUAAGGCUAUCAAUGGCUACUAGCCAUGAUGGCUAUGUUCUCCCGUCACCCUUGGAGGCAGGAUGCCUCUGGAUGCCAAUUGCUGGAAACCACAGGAAGAGAGAAUCCUGUUGUUCUCAGACCCUGCUUCUCAUUUGGGGCAUCUGUUAGUGGCUGUGAGAGCAUAAGAAGAGCCUGCUGGAUCAGACCAACGGGGUCCCCUCUAGUCCAGCGUCCCGUUCUCCCAGUGGCCAACCAGAUGUCCCAAUGGGAAGCCCCCAAGCGGGACCUGAGCAACUCUCCCCUCCUGCGGUUCCCAGCUUUCAGAAACAUACUGCCUCCCACCAUGGUGGAAGAGCAUGGCCACCAUGGCUAGUAGCCUAGCCCUUAAUAGCCUUAUCCUUCAUGAAUUUGUCUAAUAAGAUGUGUAAGACUCCUUUUGGCCUGAUCCACCUUCAGGGCCCUUCUGAGGCUGUUAACCACCAGAUCACACUAGGCCACGCUUUGUGAAAAUGAAAGCAAAAAGCAACCACCCUGUGAAUGUCAUUGCCAAAGGUCACUGCAGAUGAAGCACGAGGAUUGCGUGGGAUCUGUGACUCCUCAGGCUAGCCUACUCUCUGAGUCUCAUGAAAAGCUCUUCUUUUUUGCACCUCCAUCUUCAGGCCAGUUUGAGGCAAGACACUUGGAGAACCUCCGCAACAAACGCUCUCAGGUGUGCCUCCUGUAAGUUGGGGCCAGAGCGUCAAGAGGAUUUUUUGUUUGGUUGUUUUGAGCCCAAAUUUAAAACUCCAUGGCUUUCAUACCUUCAAAACCAGCUCUUUAAUGCUGUUGAAACACUUCUCUCUCCUUUUUUUUUUUUUGGAAGACUAUAAACGCCGCUCUGAGUUGGGGAGGGAAGGGAGUGGGUGUUAGCAGGGCAGAUGAGGAGAGACGUGGGGAAAAGGGAUUUUGAGUGUUCCUUCCCAGCGCGUUUGGCAGCCUUUCAACUUCAGCUGUUUUGCCCACCUGUUCCAUUUUGUCUCGUUGUGGGACUGCGGUACCAUCUCGUCUCGUUGUGGGACUGCGGUACCAUCUCGUCUCGUUGUGGGACUGCGGUACCAUCUCAAGCUGGACUUUCAGGCAGAUGUCCAGGGCCCCGCUCAAGAGAACAAGCCUACUAACUUAAUGGGACUGUGCUGUGUCAGACGACAAGUUUUCCUGAUCCAGUACAGUACCGGGCAGGUUCAUAAUGUAGACUAGGGAUGGAAGUAUCUGUCCACCUGGUUCUCCUUUUCCCCACUUUAAAUUCAGUUGUCCACAUUUCCGUAGCAAGUAACGAUUUUUUAAAAGAAAACGCUCCUGAAAAUUCUCCAGCAUUUUAGUCCGAAUUUCUUCUAAUAAACACAUUUUUCUUGGCAGUUUUGACUCAUGCACACAUUUCUGCAAGCGAUGCCUUC
Messenger RNA from Rhineura floridana, 6780 nucleotides. RefSeq names its product aldehyde dehydrogenase 4 family member A1 (gene ALDH4A1). The record is from RefSeq and is a predicted model, not a curated record. Gene Ontology annotation, molecular function: sweet taste receptor activity; G protein-coupled receptor activity; L-glutamate gamma-semialdehyde dehydrogenase (NAD+) activity. Bases 1725 to 4154 code for a protein of 809 amino acids. Gene Ontology annotation, cellular component: sweet taste receptor complex; membrane. Gene Ontology annotation, biological process: G protein-coupled receptor signaling pathway; sensory perception of sweet taste. Lineage: Eukaryota; Metazoa; Chordata; Lepidosauria; Squamata; Rhineuridae. The transcript has 6 exons.